AUGUACAAAAUGCUUCCGUAUGAGAAUCAAAUGUUUUUGGAUGUUUUACAUGAAGAUGGCCUAGUAAUAUGUGCAAAGUAAAUCAUAUUUAUACCAUCUUUGUUUUACCUAUCAUUUUUAUUUAUAAUUGUAUAAUUAUAGGGGUCUUGGAUUAGAAAUUGUGUUAUUAAACAUUAUUAAGGUUUAUUGUGAUCCUGGUAAUUUAGUGUUAGUUAUUGGUUCAUCAACUGCUGAAGAAGAUUAUUGGAUUUCUCAAUUAAAAAUAGAUGGUGUCAAACCAUUACCAAAAGUACUUUCGGCUGACACUUCAAUAACUGAAAGGUAAUAACAUAUUUGUUGUAAAGUAUAAUAUAAAAAUAAUUAUUUUUAUUAAUUUGAUUAUAGAGAAAAAAUUUAUCUUCAAGGUGGAGUAUUAUUUGUCUCGUCCAGAAUAUUAGUUGUGGAUCUUUUAAAACAAAGAAUUCCUACAGCUCAAAUUACUGGAUUUUUGGUUUGCAGAGCUUAUAAUAUUUUAGAAUCGUGUCAAGAAGCGUUUGCCCUAAGAUUAUAUCGUAUGGAAAAUAAAGUAAUGUUUAAUUACUUUGCUUAUAAUUUUGAAUUAAAGAUUUUCAGAUUGUUAACUAAUUGAUAAUUCUAAUAAAAAGGAAAUUAAAAUUUUAAAAAAAACUUAUGUUAAAUUUUCAAGCAUUUUGGCUUCAUUAUAUUCACAUAACUCAAAAAAAAAAGAAUGCAUAAAAUAUUACAUUAUUAAUACAAUUUUCAUAAAAAAUUUAAAAUGUCAACAUUUUUUAUUUGACCCCAAAAUAUAACUUAUGGUAUAAUCGAGUAAAAUUGUAUAACAUUUCUGGUAUGAUCAUCAUUUAUUGCUUCAUCAUAGCUAUAAACUUUACAGUUUUUUUAAAUUAUUAACAAAAUAACAAAAUAAAUUUUAAAAAAAGACAGACAUACAUGGGUGGUCUACUGUUGUAGGUUGGUAGGUAGGGGGAAAUUUAAUAUACAUCUAUGCAAUGGUUAACCAUUGCUUAUGAAAAACAAGUUUGGUUCGGUUAAUCGUGUUGCUUUGUCAACAAUAUGUACCUUUGUCAUAUUUUGGUAGAAUAAUUACAUGCGCAUUGUAUAUUUUUCCUUUAAUAAUAUUUGUUUAAUAUUGUUCUUAUUUUUUCAUUUUUCCUAAGUUUUUUAACAGUUUUUUCCAUUCAUUAUGAAAAUACCUGAGAAAUGCGAUUCAUGUUUUACUUUUUGAUAUACCUGAUAAUGAAUUUUUAAUUCAAACCUGGUCGUAUAAUACACUCAUAAUACAACAGACGGCAAAUCUAUUAAUUUAUUUAUUUUUGUUUUUAUUUUUAUAUAUACAUUUUUUGUUUAUAUAUUUACUAUAUUUAUUUAAGAGUUUUAACCAUUUUAAUAAUUUUGUUUUUAUUUUAUUAUUUUAUUAAAUAUAUUCUAUCUUUUGAAAAUAGUUUCUGCCAAUUUUAUUCCUAUCAAUCAUACUCAAUAAUACUAAACGUUUUUUCAGAGUGGUUUUAUUAAAGCUUUUUCAACAUCUUCACAAUCAUUCACUUAUGGAUUCACAAAAAUUGAAAGAAUUAUGAAAACUUUGUUCGUUCCUAAAUUAUAUCUUUGGCCCAGAUUUCAUAUUGAUGUUAAAAAUAGUUUAGACAAAAUAAAGGUAAUGGUAUUGAACUUUGUUAUAAUUAAUUAUUAUCAAAACGAAAUAUAAUUGUAAUUUUAGCCUCAAGUUAUAGAGUUACAUGUAGAAUUAACAUCAGCAAUGAUGGAAAUCCAAACUUGUUUACUUGAUCUUAUAAACUAUUCAAUUAAAGAGCUAAAGAGACUCAAUCCUUCUGUAAGUAUAAUUUAGUGUUAUUAUUUAAAUGGGUUUUUUGUAAUUUAUAAUUUUUUUUAUAGCUUGACACAGAAGAAAUUACAGUUGAAAACAGUUUAUCAAAAUGUUUUCACAAAAUAUUGCAAACUCAACUAAAUCCGAUUUGGCAUAGACUUAGUAGUACGACCAAACAAAUAGUGUCAGACCUGAAACUUUUACGAAAUUUAAUGAUGCAAGUAUAAUUAAAUUUUAAUCUUACUCUAAAAACUUGAUUUCAUUUGAUUAAUCAUCAAAUAGCACCUCAUUUUGUAUUUAAUUAUAAAUAUUAUUACAAUCACAUACACAGUAUACAUGUAUACACAUCCUAAACUAAAUUAUAAUAAAAUUCAAACAUGUUCUGAAUCUUUUUCAGGGAUGUUUUAAUUGUGUCGUUAUUGAUAGGAUCAUAAUUUGUCCGGUGUUCAAUACAGAAAAGAUUUAUUAAGAUAUUAUACUUUUUGAAGUUAAAAACCUGUGAAACUUUUAUUUUUUUAUUGUUGGAUUAAAUAAUAUUAAUAAGAAAAUAUAGUUUAGUUUUUAAAAUAAUAUAAAAAUAUUUCAUUAUUAUUAUUUGCCUGACUGAAAAUAAGCAUUUAACUAAAUGUUCCUAGGCAUUAAGUAAAAUGCCUUAUUUGAUUAUAUGCCUACAACAUAUAUAUUAUGGUAGUUCUUAUUUAAUAGAUGAAGGAAAAUGUUUACUAUCAAUUUUCUUAUAUUGAUGGACAUAAUGUAGGAGGAAGUAUUUGAUUCAAAGUAUCAUAACUUUUUUUUCUUUAUCUAUAAAAUAUGGACCACCCCAAUAUAUAUUAUAAUAGGUCUAGUAAUCAAGGCCCUCAUAUGUUUAUGCACUAAAAACAUUGAAUAAAAAAUAAUUACUACUUUAUAAAACAUAAUCAUAGAAUUUUUCUCUUAUUUAAUUCUACAUUUAUUUAAUUUUUAGAUCUGUUACAUCUUUAGAUUGUGUUAGAUUUCAUUCCAUGUUGUCAAAUUAUGCUUCUAAAGAAUACGUACAUCGUAGUUCAGGAUGGUUGUUACUUGAUUCUGCAGAAACAUUAUUUACCACAGCUAAAUAUCGUUUAUUUAAUUCAAAAAAAGGUAUUUAACUAUUCCCUAUUAACUUACCCAUAAAUAAAAUUAUCGAAAUAUUAAUAUUUCAUUUUUUUUUUUUCAGAAAUUUGCCCAGAACCUAACCCCAAAUGGGGAGGAUUGACAGAGAUUUUAAAAGAAAUAGAACAACAUUCAAAAGAAAGUGGUGAAAUUGUAUUAGUACUUGUAGAAUCUACUAAAACAUGUUGUCAGUUAAAAAAUGUAAUAUACUUUGUACAUAUUUAAAUAUAAUUACACAUCUAUAGUGUUUAAAAUGAUUUGUUUGUUUAUAUAGUUACUUGUCAAGGGAGCUGAUGAUUUACUCUUAAGUUUAUAUAAUAAACAUAUUAAAGAUAAACCAAUCAUAUUAACACAAAAGAAUGCACCUAAAGAAGAAACUAAAGUUGAUAUUUCAGAUGAUGAAAUAAAUAAUGAGGAAUUAAAUGAAGAUGAUUUAAAAAGUUGUUUCACUCUAACUCAAACUAAAAAUAAAGAAGGAGUUACAUUUACUGAAUAUACUAAUAAACUGGCGGUAUAUGUACAUUUUAUCAUCAUUAUUUUAAAUAUAAUUUUAAGUGUUUUAUUAAAGCUCAUCUAACCUGAAUAAUACAUUUUAAUUAACAUUAUUUAUAUAUGUUUUUUUUCCAUCUGAAUAACUUUUCUACCAGAAAUCUUGCUCCAAAGUGUAGCACCUUUUCUGAAAGAAAUUUAAUUUGAAUUUAUUCCACAAUUAUUUUUGAAUAAUAAUUAUUUGUAUUCAUUUUAUAAUUAGAAUGAAACAUUAAAAGAACCUAUUAUUGUAAUACAACAAUAUAAAAAAGAUGGAGAUUUUUUAUCUUUUCCACGCACAUUAAGAGAAUUACAACCUAAAUAUAUUGUUAUGUACGAUGCAAAUAUGACAGCAGUUAGACAAAUAGAAGUAAUAUUCAUAAUUAUUGAUAUAAUAUUAGUUAAUAAUUUAAAUGCAUUACGAAAAUCAUUAAUUUAUAGGUAUUUCAAAAUUCUGAUGCUCAAUUUAAGUUGACUGUUUAUUUUUUAAUAUUUGCUGGAUCCACUGAAGAACAAGCUUAUUUAACCACUCUUAAAAGAGAAAAACUACUUUUUGAUUUCUUAAUCAAAGAAAAAGCUGUAAAUAUUAUCUUUUUAGUGUAACUAUUAACAUUUGUAUGUUAUAAAUAUUGCUUAUAUUGUUAUAAAUAAUUUAGGUUAUGGUUAUACCUAAAGGUCAAGAUGGUAAAGAUGAAGAUUGCCCUGAGCUAUCUCGUGAUUUAGGUGUUCAUCCGUCAGACAUGUUAGAUGAUGAUGAAGAUAAAUCAUUUAAUCCAGGACAAACUAAUAAAAUUAAAGAAACACCUAAAGUUAUUGUUGAUAUGAGGGAAUUUAGAUCAGAUUUACCAGUAUUACUUCAUCGCCGUGGUAUUGAUAUAGAGCCAGUCACUUUACAAGUAACAUUUUAUUAUUUAGGUCAUUAUUCUAAGCUUAUUGCAUGUAAUAUUAUGUUUAGAUUGGUGAUUACAUUUUAACUCCAGAAAUGUGUGUAGAACGAAAAAGUAUUGAUGACUUAAUUGGUUCUUUAAAAUCUGGCAGAUUAUAUCAACAAGCUUUAAUGAUGUGUCGGCAUUAUACAAAACCAAUUCUACUUAUUGAAUUUGAUCAAAAUAAACCCUUCGAUUUACAAGUAAUUGUAUUGUUUAAUUAAAUUUAUAUUAUAUUUUAUUUUGCUUAAAUUAAAACACUGCAAUUUCUGUUUGAUUUAUCACUAAUACAAUCUCUAGUACCUAAUCUAAUGCACUUAGUAUGCAAUUAAUUGCAUGUCUAGUUUUAUAAAUAAUUGAUUUACACAAAGAGAUGUGUUAUACAAUUUUCUAAUUAAAAAUAAAUAUUCAGAAAUUUUACAAAUCAAAUAUGUGUUAGAAUAUUUUAAAAUUAGUUAAUUGUUUUGUUUGUUUUAAAUGUGAUUAAUAUUUUAGACAAAUAUAAUAAGUAUAUUGGUACUUAUAGUUAAUAAAACUCAGAAUUACAUAGUCGUUUUUAUGUUAAAAAUAAAUGUCUAUAACGAUGAUAACAAAUGCUGUUAUUUACAACUUUCUGAGCCAUGCUUACUAACCACACAGGAUAUCAUUUCCUAUACAUGACAAAAGUAACCUCAGUUCGCUUUCAAUUAUUUUAAGAUUUAUUUCAUUAUGCAUAUUAUUAUCAGAGUUUAUAUUUACACCUAGAUAUUUAAAGUUGUCCACCUGCUCCUGUUAUCUUCCAUUCCACUCAGAAUCUAAAAACAUAUCUAGUAUGUUUCCACACAUUUUUUAAUCAUCUAGAGUGUUUUCUUGUGCUUUUUACACCACCCUUACAUUUUUUCUCAGACAUCCUAGUAUGAUAUUGACAUACACUUAUCUAUAAAACCAAAGCAGCCCACUGAUAAGUGUUAUGGUAUCCCUCCAGGCAAAUCUGGCCUUGAAUUAACUGUUUAAAACUUCAAUAUGGAAAUCAAAAUCUGAAGCCAGAUUUAAAAUUUAAGUCAAAAAUCAAUCUAGGUCCAGCAAAAAAAUACUGUCUCAAAUUAUAAUUUGUUUUACUGAAAUACAUCUGAACUAUGCAAGUGUGAAUUACUGCUAAAAUGUAUGUCAACUAUAGUUUUUAUUUUUACCUGUCCCAGACAUGAGAAAAAAGACCUCAAACAAAUUAUUGUUGAAAAAUACUAAUAUUUAAUUUUAAAAUUUGAAAUAAAUUUGUAUUAUUAUAUUCAACAUUUAUAAAAUAUAUAAUUAUUUAGAAAUAUGAAAAAAAAACUUUGCAUAUUCACAAUUUAAAUAUAAAUGGUUUGUAUUUAAAAAAAAAUUUGAGUUUUAAUAGUUAGUUAUAACAUUCUACCAGAUUUCAGUGCUACAAAAAUAAAUUAUUAAGAAUUUAAAUAAUGUUAUUUAUAUGCAAAUAAAAUAAUUGUUUUCAGUGAUUUAUGUUUAAUAACAUAAAUGCAUAAUUUUAAUAAACCAUUUUAUUUUUAGGGAAGAUUCUAUCUUAGCAAGGAUAUGACUACUAGUCAUCGGAAUGAUAUAACUUCUAAACUACAAUUAUUAACAUUGCAUUUUCCAAAACUCCGAUUAGUGUGGUCUCCAAGUCCUUUUGCAACAGCAGAAUUAUUUCAUGAACUUAAGGUAUGGAUUUAGUCAAUGUGUUAAUAGUUAAGGAACUUUAAUUUUUUGUGAUGACCUAAUAAUUUAAAUCGGUAGGGUUACCCAUAUUAUUACAUGUAUUAUCAUGAAUUAAUAAUAUAUGAAUCUUAUUAAUUCUUAUACCUUUUAGAAAUAAGUAAAUCUUCAAAAGAAUAAGGACAUAAUAUUUAUUGAGGUAAAAACAUUACUAUGAAGUAUUUUUGGUAUUUGUAUAGUGUUAUGGAAAAGAACCAAUUUGAUCGCCAGUGAAGACUUUUAGGUGGCAUAUAAAUUUAUAUUUAUAUUAUGUAUACCAUUGCCUAUGGUACCUUAUCUAGGAGGGAUUGUCUCUACUUCAUUUCCUAAACAUAAUGACUUACAAAUUUAGCUACAGAUUGUAAAAAAGUACAGAGAGAAGAAAAAUAACAUAUGUAUGACUUUUAUAAAUUUAGAAAAGGUAUAUGACAGAUUACCGAUAGAAGCAGUAGUGUGCAACCCGGAAGUCCCCAAAAUGUAUACACCAAAUGAAAGUUAUAUAUACAGUUGAUUCGUAAUACCUCAAAGUUGAAGGGGGAAAAAAAUUCAAUUCAAGAUAUGUAUUAUUCGAGAUACUUAACUCAUAUUUAUCAAAAUUAAAUCAAAACUUUGAGUUAUGUAAUGAAAUAAUUUUACGAUAAAAUAUGUUAUGAUAAAUAAAUGAAUACAAAAACUAAAAUAGAUACAAUGGUAUUAUAAAUAUGUAUGUAUUAUUUAUUAGAUACAGUAAAACAAAAUUGAUGUGAGGGGUACUUUAAGGAGGUAAUUUUUCGAUUUUCUUAAGUUUUUUCAUCAAAUGUGGAAACUCCCCUCCCUCCUCCCAAAAAAAAAUUAGAAGGAAUAUGGGAAUAUUAUAUUUGUAUAAUGUGUCAUAUACUUCAACGAAGCUAUUUAUCACAAUUUUAUAUUCAAGUGUUAUGAUAAUUUUUAAAAAAUAAAAAAAAAUUGAGUUUUUAAGUUUUUCAAGUUAUUGCGACUUGACUGUAUAUAUUAUUUUAUAUAACGUAAUAUUUCUUGUACUAUAAGUGGCCUUAUCAAUCGUCGUAUGUUAUAUUAUUAUUUUAAUAUAACGAUAAUAAAUUCCAUUGAAUCACGCAGUAUAUGGGUUAUUUUUAAAUUUAAUCAGAAAUUAUUACUUUCUUUUACUUCAACUUAUUUAUAUGAAGCAUCAUUUUUAACAUUAGCAAUAAUAAAAAAAAAAAUAUCAAACUCAAUUUAAAUUCAAUCAUGUCUAUAAUUCAAGCACACAGGUCUCAUUAAAUUAAGUAAAUAUUUCCAUAUUAUACACUUAUGUAAUAUUUGUAGGAAAGGCGAUUGCCUCAUCGAAAUAAAUAAAUUUGGGGGCCGUGGAUCAACAAAGUGCACACCACUACAAUAGAGGUUCUGAUGUAGGCGCUAAUGAAAAAAGAAGUUCCGAGAUUAUAUAUUAAUUUGAUAUUAAGGUUCAAAUACUAGUGUAAGAAGUGUAAUAACAGAGGAUUUUGGGGUUAGAGUAGGUUUGCAUCAGAGGUCGGCCUUGAGCCUUGAUUGACAGGACAAGACUCCUAAUGACGAUAUGCUGUGACGUAACAGGUGAGAUUGUGAGCUUCAGUUCGAACCUUGGUUCAUUUGUUCAAAAUAAUGUAGUUUUGAUGAGGAUGUGAAACAUAAGAUAAAGCGGAAAGAAAAAUCCGGUAUUUUAGUUAACAAGAAAUUUCAAAUGGACUUAAAGGUAAGUUCUACAAGAGUGUGGUGAGACUGACUAUAGUAUGAGAGAAAAUAAAUAAGGAUUGAAUACAUAAAAUGUAACUUUUAUAUGGCUUUGAUAGUGGACAAAGUGAGAGAAAAUGGCUUAGAUGAUAUGUGCAUGUCAUGAGAAAAGAGGAAUGAAAGCAAUAAGAAUUCUAAUGAAAAUAAAGGUAGCAGGGAUAGGAGGCGAAUAAGACCAAAAUAAGAGAAGGUUGCAUGCAUUUGUGAAUAUGAGGAUGACUGGUGUUAGUGGGGGAUUGGAUUAAGUGGAAGUUUAGGACAAUGGUAGCCGAUUUAAAAUAGUUGGAGUGAAGGCAAAGGAGAAAAAGGUAUCAUUAACUAUUUCUAUUGACUUAUUUAUUUAUUAUAUUAAUUAUUUUAUCACAAUAUUGUCAAAUCCAAGCUUUAAAAAUGUAGUUUUCAUCACUUAUGGUUAUUAUUAAUUUUAAUUUUUUGUUUGAUAUUAAAGUAUGUAGUAAAUUUGUAUUAUGCCAUACAACAAAUAAAAUUUAGAUUUAUUUUUAUAAUUGUAUUUGUGAUUAUAUAGGAAGGAAAAAAUCAACCAAUUUCAUCAGAAGCUGCUAAUGUUGGUUUGGAAUCGGGACAAAAUUUUGACGAGGAGCAUUUCAAUGCAAUUAUUAAGGUGUUCAGUCAUAAUAAUUAUUUAAUAUUUAAAAAUCAUACAUAAUAUACACAAUAUGCAAUGUCUUCCAAAUAUUUAUAUUACAGUUUUUAAAAAAGGAGUAUGUGCAUUGGGAUGUUCCUAUUUGAACAUCAAGUGCACGCGUAUUCGUUUAAGAUAUAGAUUAGGUAUUAGAUAGUGGUAGAUAUUUAAAAUUAUGUUAUAAUAAAGCUCUAACGGUUCCAUAAUGACUGAGAAAAGAACACUAGAUAUCAAAUACACUUAAAAUCCUUUGAAAUAAUCACUGAUUCAUGAUACAUAUAAGAUAAAGUAUAUUGCAUAGAAAUACUUAAUGAUUGCAUUGAUCACUUAAUAAAAUGAUCUACUGAACAUUAUUAUUAUUUAUUUAAGAAUAUCUACAGUUCAUACAAUUAACAGUUAUAAGUAAAUUUGGUAUUUCCACAAUUCUAUUUGAAUUUAAUGAAUAUUUUAAUUAGUAAUGUUAAAAAUGUUAAUUAUGGGGUGGGUUAUAAUGGUGAUUAGAGAAUAAUAAAAAAUAUUAGGAGGGGUUUUGAAUAAAUAAUAGUAAUUUAUAGUGAUAUCUACUUUUAAAUUAUAAUUUGUAUUACUUAAUUUAGAUUUUUUUUUUUUUUUUUUAGGAUUUCAUAGGUAAAUUACCCGGUGUAACUAGUCAAAAUAUAUUUAAUUUGUUGAACAAAGGGAAGUCUCUGAUACACAUGUUAACAAUGUCUUUAAAUGAGUUAAAAAUUAUUGCCGGCAAUUCAACAGAUGCAGAAACAUUGUAUAAUGUACUCCAUAGAAAAUUAAAACCAUCCAAUCAACAAACAAUUGAUGUUAAAUCUGAGCCUAGUAAAGGAUUUCGUGCUACUAUGGCUAAAAAGCGUUUUAAAUUUUCAAAUAAAAAAUCUAAAUAG
This is a messenger RNA of Cinara cedri, 9420 nucleotides long. The record is from the annotation of a GenBank genome assembly. NCBI's taxonomy places the organism in Eukaryota, Metazoa, Arthropoda, Insecta, Hemiptera, Aphididae.